AUGGAGCAUUGUCCGGGUCUGGGAACCUCGAAAGGAGGUCGUCCUAGAAUGUUGUCUGAAGCCGGCAAGCGCUAUUGUGUUCGAAAAGUAACCAAGGAGCGGGUUUCAAGCGCCGCCAGGGUCACAAAAAUGUUGGAGAAAGAUUUCCAGAUGAAGGUUUAUCCGGAAACCGUUCGUAGAGCACUCCGCACUGCGGGCUUAGGGGCUAUCAAGAACGAAAAGAAGCCUUUGCCUAGUGACACUAACGACAAGAAGAGACUUGCGUGGUGUAAGCAGCAUAAAGACUGGACUGUUGACGACUGGAAACGUGUUAUUUGGACAGACGAGACCAAAAUUAACCGUUUCAACUCAGAUGGGCGACAGUGGGCCUGGAUUCGAUCUGGUGAACAGCUUCAAAACCACCAUGUCAAGCUCACGGUAAAACACCAUGGUGGUAGUAUCAUGCUUUGGAAUGCCAUUAUUUAUGCUGGUAUUGACGAAUUGGAGCAGACUAUCACUUUUUCCAUCGAGAAAUUGGGCUUCCGCCGUGAACAAGUGAUAUUCCAGCAAGACAAUAAUCCCAAACCACUACGGCCCAACUGA
Messenger RNA from Mucor velutinosus, 582 nucleotides. RefSeq lists its product as uncharacterized. The coding region runs from base 1 to 582 and encodes 193 amino acids. NCBI's taxonomy places the organism in Eukaryota, Fungi, Mucoromycota, Mucoromycetes, Mucorales, Mucoraceae. Gene Ontology annotation, biological process: DNA transposition; DNA integration. The record is from RefSeq and is a predicted model, not a curated record. Gene Ontology annotation, molecular function: DNA binding. The transcript is spliced from 2 exons.